Messenger RNA from Wyeomyia smithii (pitcher-plant mosquito), 2260 nucleotides. RefSeq names its product hexamerin-1.1-like. NCBI's taxonomy places the organism in Eukaryota, Metazoa, Arthropoda, Insecta, Diptera, Culicidae. The record is from RefSeq and is a predicted model, not a curated record. The transcript has 3 exons. The coding region runs from base 68 to 2152 and encodes 694 amino acids.
AAAAGCACUCCCGGGGCUUUCACAUCAGUUCGUGCCAUUCUUUGGUAGAAAGCUAUAACAGUUCAAUAUGAAAUUGAUCAUAGCAGUGAUCACGAUCAGCGUCGCCGUUGUGGCCUGCGGAACGUGGGUACCGGGAGGUGAAAAACCUGUCAAAUAUGUUGCCGACAAGGACUUCCUCAUGAAGCAGAAAUUCUUCUUCGAAAUUCUCCGAAAUAUUCAUAUUCCGCUGCAAUAUGAAGAAUACAUGAUGUAUACCAAGAGCUGGGUUGAGGACAAGGCUAUGUACAAGAAUUACGAAAUCGUGGAAGAAUUCUUCAACAUGUACAAAAUGGGCAUGUUCCUAGACAAGGGCGAAGUUUUCACCGUCUACAACAAAUACUUCAUGAAGCAAACCUACAUGCUCUUCUCGUUCCUGUACAACUCACUGGACUGGGACACAUACUACAAGAAUGUAAUAUGGGCUCGAGAAAACAUAAACGAAGGCAUGUUCAUCUAUGCUGUCACACUCACAGUAAUGCACCGCAUGGAGCUACAAGGAAUGGUUCUUCCGGCCAUCUACGAAAUCUACCCGUACUACUUCUUCAACACUGACAUGAUCCGAUCCGCUACCUACCGCAAGAUGUACGACCCCAAGUUCGGAUUCUAUGGCAGUGGAAAGUACAACGUCGUGUAUUCAAACUACACAAUGACCUAUCCAUGGGAAGUUUCCGUCGCCGAGAAAGACUACGUGGUAGAUUAUAAGACGAUGGAUUACUACUAUGGAGAUGUCGGUCUGAAUUCGUUCUAUUACUACUUUAUGAUGGAUUAUCCGUUCUUCUUGAACAAUGAUAAAUUCGACUUCAUGAAGGAACGCAGUGGUGAGCUUUAUUUGUACAUGCACCAACAGCUGUUGGCCCGAUACAAUUUGGAACGAUUCUCAAAUUACAUGUACCCGGUGAUGGGUUUGAGUUGGAAAUUCCCCCUAAAAAUGGGAUACUUCUCACUGCUGAGCUACUGGAACGGUAUGCCAUUCAAGAGCAGAGAUUACAACUAUUUGAUUAGCGAUGAGCAUUAUUACAAGCUGGACUGGAUCAAGGAUUGGGAGACGCGAGUGCGUAAGAUGAUCGACGAUGGAUAUUACAUGAUGGACGAUGGUACCAAGAUCGAUAUGCGCAAGUGGUACAACAUCGACUUCCUCGGAAGAAUGAUGAACUGUAUGGAUGUACAUAUGGACUACAAGAUGUGCAAGUUCGGCUUCAUCGAAAUGAUGUCGCGCACUUUGCUCAGCGGAAUGGACUUUAUGUCAAUGAAGUCGUGGCCUUCGGCAUUGAUGCACUUCGAGACUUCGCUGCGUGACCCAAUGUUCUACUCAAUGUGGAACCGGCUUCUAGACUUUUACUAUCUGUUCAAGAGCUAUCUUCCGUACUACACUUUCAAUGAGCUCAACUUUAAAGGCGUUGUCAUCAAGGAUGUUGUCAUCGAUAAACUGCUUACCUACUUCGAAUAUUUCGAUUCGGACAUCUCCAACGUUGUACCAAUGACCGACGUUAAAAAAUAUUGGGAUUUCUCAGUUCUUGGCCGCACGAUGCGCUUGAAUCACAAACCCUUCAGCUACAGUUUGGAUGUUAUGUCUGAAUACGCUGGAAAAGGUGUACUUCGUGUUUUCCUAGGACCGAAGUUCGAUAAGAUGAUGGAACUGGAUUACUAUAAGAAGUUCUUUGUUGAGAUCGAUCAAUACGUGGUAGAUUUGAUUGUGGGUAAGAACACUUUCGUGCGCAACUCUCGCGACUUCUUCUGGAGCGUUAAGGACCGCACCAGCUAUGUUGAGCUUUACAAGAAGAUGAUGAUGGCCUUCGACGGUAAGGAGGAGUUUGUGCUGGACAUGUCCGAGGCUCACUGUGGAUUCCCCGAUCGAAUGAUACUGCCGAAGGGCUGGGCUAGCGGCAUGAAGAUGCAGUUCUAUUUCGUCAUCACGCCGUACACGAUGAUGAAACCCACGGACAGCAUGGUAUUCGACAAGGCGUACAUGUGCGGUGGCUUCAAGUAUGUCGACAAACUGCCAAUGGGCUUCCCAUUCGAUCGCGAAAUCAACUACACCUACUGGUACACCAAGAAUAUGCUCUUCAAGGACGUGUGGAUCUACCACAAGGACGAUGUGAACAAGACGUACUAAUCAAUAAGUUAGAUGCCACAUUGAUUGCACAAUUUCUAACGUUUGUCUUUAUAUUGGAGUGUUCUAAGAUAGAUUGAAUAAAUGUUGUACCUAGAAAAAAAACUUAAA